Molecule: messenger RNA, 804 nt
Organism: Nematostella vectensis (starlet sea anemone)
Lineage: Eukaryota; Metazoa; Cnidaria; Anthozoa; Actiniaria; Edwardsiidae
Biological process (GO): DNA recombination; DNA integration
Molecular function (GO): DNA binding
Source: RefSeq, a predicted model, not a curated record
AUGGUAAAUUUACAGGGAGCAUCAGAGAGCAGUAAAUUUACGGAGAGCUUCAGAGAGCAGAUUCAAGCGGUCAAACGAGAUGCUGGAUGCUCAGCUUGUACAGGCCUUGAGAACACCAAGCACAAAUCCGCCAUCGAGGAUGAAGUCCUAAAAAAGCUCAAAACUUCCAAGACACUUUCUCCGGAUAAACCAUCCAGUCUCCUAAGAAAUGUGUGGUUCCACGUGGUCCUGCACUUUUGUAGAAGAGGUAGAGAGGGUCAGCGAGCGUUGAAAAAAAAAAAACAAGCUUCCUGUUUGAACAAGAUGCAAGCGGCCGGCGCUACGUAACUAGUCGCACUACGAAGCGACAAAGAACCAUCCUGGAGGAUGAACGACACCGCGAGUUUAGAGAAACAAGCACGAAUGUACGAGACAGACCACCAAUAUGAUGGCUUCAAAGCUUUUCAAUUGUAUAUUUCGAAACUGAAUCCCAAAUGUGAAACAUUUCUCCAGUUUCCAAAGAAAUGCUGGUGUCCCGACGACGACGUGUGGUUUGACAACAAGCCUGUCGGAGUAAACAAACUGGACGGUAUGAUGAAAGAGAUAAGCCGUGAAUCAAACCUCUCACGUCAAUACACAAACCACUGUGUCAGAGCCACUGAUAUCACUAUGUCUAAUGCUGGAGUUCCAAACCGCCAUAUUAUGGCCAUUUCUGGCCAUAGAAACGAGCAAAGCUUGGCGCACUACAACACACGGCCGUCCACAGAGCUAGCUUCACCAUUGCUCCGAUGUUAUUUCACGCAGUUUGACCAGGACAGUCCGUAG